This is a messenger RNA of Symbiodinium sp. CCMP2592, 1575 nucleotides long. Lineage: Eukaryota; Dinophyceae; Suessiales; Symbiodiniaceae. The record is from the annotation of a GenBank genome assembly.
AUGGCUGUGGCGGGCAUUGCUUCGGCGCCUCGCCGCAACACCGCUGCCGCUGGGCCGAGAGGCGCUGCUCUGGGCAAGAAGGUUAGAAGAUGCGGCAGCAGCAGCCAUCCAGCUGCACUGGCGCUGCCAUUGCUGGACAAAGCUCCAGAAUCGAUUGGCAGCUUCGCCGGAAAUCUACGGCAGCUUCAAGAUGCAGCGUCCGAAGAGGCCUUGCCCUUCUCACAAGCGGCCACGCAAGCACCUGCACAGAGGCGAGCCGUUCCACACUUCCUGCACGGUUGCCGAGACCCCGGAGCCAGCCAGCUCGGCCAGCUCGGCCGGCUCGGCUUAGGUGGGUCCCUGUCCGGAAGGGGAUUCCUGUCUCAAGCGAGCCUCUUGCAAUUUGAGUGUCCUGUCAUGCAAGCUCCAGCAGUGACGGCUGCACUGGCGAUGCCAGAGGCGCUGCCCGAUGGGCACUUCCUCUUCUCAUCCGAGGCAACCACAGAAGGACAUUUCGACAAGCUCUGCGAUCGAGUGGCCGAUGCAGUAUUGGACACAUGUCUUUCACAGGAUGCUGAAAGCCGGGUGCUGUGUGAAGCAUGCGCCAAGUCUGGAAUGGUGAUGAUCCUUGGAGAGGUGGUCAGCAAAGCCAGUAUACAAUACGAGCAGGUCAUUCGAGAAGCUGUCAAAGCGGUUGGCUAUGACAGCGAUGACAAGGGCCUAGAUUGGAGGACGAUGAACGUCAUUGUGGCGGUCGAAGAUCAGGGCCCGGACAUCGCAGCCUCCUUGGGGAGCCAGCGGCCAAAGCUUACGGAUGACCAGGCCGUGGUUGUUGGGUACGCCACAGAUGAGACGGAGGAUGCUAUGCCGCUGUCUCAUGCCCUGGCAUCGCAGAUCUGCGCCCAGAUGGAUCGGCUGAGGCGAGAUGGCGUGUUGACGUGGCUGCGUCCGGAUGCUCGCGCCCAGGUUACUGUGGAGUACAAGGCAGACUCCGAUGGCGCGCUGCUUCCACAGCGGGUCCACAGCAUCUCCGUCAUCUACAGCCAUUUACCAGAGGUAAAGCCUGCAGCUGCAGAGAAGGACCUCAUGGACCAGGUCGUGAAGCCCGUUGUUCCCGAUCGCUUUCUUGAUAGCUCGGUGCGCUGCGUCUUCGCACCUCGAGCGCGCCGCGGUGCCUCGGAGGCGGGUUUCUCCGGCCGCCGGUGCGAUGCCGACGGCUACGGUGGAUGGGUGCCGGGAGGCGUACUCUCCGGCCGCGAUGGGUGGGCUUUGGGCCGCGCGGCCUACGGAGCCCGCUGGGCCGCAAGGAGCCUGGUCGCUGCCGGGCUCUGCCGGCGCUGCGAAGUGCGGCUGACCUUCGAUCCACAGAGCGAAGCUGCUGGGGUCCAGGUCCAUUCCUUCGGCACCAGCCGGAGCAGCAGCAAAACCGACACGCAGCUAGCUGAAAUCGUGACGCAAUCGUUUGACUUUCGCCCGAGCAGUCUCCAGCGGGACCUGAACCUCAAAGGUCCUCUGUUCCAACGCCUUUCAGCGUACGGACACUUCGGUCGCAAGGAGUUGGAUUUGCCAUGGGAAAAGCCCAAGGCGCUGCAGUGA